This is a messenger RNA of Oreochromis aureus, 1501 nucleotides long. It is a transcript of the gene tspan6, whose product is annotated as tetraspanin 7. Lineage: Eukaryota; Metazoa; Chordata; Actinopteri; Cichliformes; Cichlidae. Gene Ontology annotation, cellular component: membrane. The coding region runs from base 103 to 855 and encodes 250 amino acids. The record is from RefSeq and is a predicted model, not a curated record. The transcript has 9 exons.
GGUGUUUUAUCGCUGUCGCUGUUGCGGACUUGACGCUAGUCUGUCCAGCUGAGCUGUUUAUCCUUCAGGAAAGUGAGUCUGGUUAAAAAACUAAACUCCAACAUGUCGCCACCGUCUCGACGGCUUCAGACGAAGCCAGUGAUUACCUGCCUGAAGACUUUCCUCAUCUCCUACAGCCUAAUUUUCUGGGUCACAGGCAUGAUCCUGCUGGCCGUUGGCGUGUGGGGGAAGGUAAGCUUGGAGGCCUAUUUCUCCCUGGCUGCUGAGGAGCGCACCAACGCGCCAUAUGUCCUCAUCGGGACCGGAGCCAUCAUCGUUAUAUUCGGACUGUUCGGCUGCUUCGCCACAUGCCGCGGCAGCCCAUGGAUGCUCAAACUGUAUGCCAUGUUUUUGACCUUGGUCUUCCUGGCUGAGCUCGUGGCUGGAGUUUCAGGCUUCAUCUUCAGGCAUGAGAUCAAAACCACACUGGACAACGUCUAUAAAAAUGCAGUGAACAAGUACAACAUCACGGCCAGCGAGAAUCCAGUGGACACCAUCCAGAGGAAUUUGCACUGCUGCGGGGUGUAUAAUUACACAGACUGGAAAAAUACAAGGUACUUCGAAGAGAAAGGCAUCCCUUUCAGCUGCUGUAAAGACAGCGAUAAGUGCUCACCAGAAACACUGAAGGAUCUUGCCAAGGCUGAGAAUGUGGUGUACACAACGGGCUGCUUUGCGCUGGUGAGCACCACGAUGGAAAACAACCUGGGAAUAAUUGCUGGGAUUUCUUUUGGAAUUGCGUUCUUUCAGCUCAUUGGGAUAUUCCUGGCCUGCUGCUUGUCUCGAUACAUCACCAACAACCAGUAUGAGAUGGUCUAACAGUCACCCUUCCAAAGGUCACUGAUGAGCCGGUCCUGGUGCGAACUGAGUUGGGAUUUUAAUAUUUUGUGUUUAUUAUCAUGUAAUUUUAGAGAUGGAAGACACUCACCGCUUUUUCUUUUAUUCAAUCUCACCAAUGCACAAGGGAAUCAUGUCUGAGGAGCAUCAAAAAGGGAGAAUACUCGAAACUUGGUGUGACCAAAAUAAAACAUUUCACAGGUGAUUUGUUAUUCUGGGAGUAAAUUAGGGAAAUUACAUUAAGUGUUUUUGUUGUGUAUUAGUGUCACUUUUUUAUUUGAGUUAAUUAAUUUGACAGCAACAUUUUCAUUUCUUGUUUUCGCAGUUGCCUUGUUUUAUGAUUUCGCUAGUAGUCUGUAGCUGAGCAGAUGAAAUGUAGACAAUAAUAAGCUGUUAAUGUUAAAUGUCUGUGUAUCUUUAUGUGUGAAACCUAUAAAAGCCCUAGAAAUGGACAGGUCAACUUCCUGAAAUCAAGUACAAAGGAUUUAUAGGAGCUGUGUGGGAAAGCGAGCCCUACCAAUUAUGUGUGCCAACUACACCCGACUUCUUACCACAGUUUUCAGUGUUAGUGUUAUUCUUGUGUGGAUGCAUGUGAAAUACUUGAAAAUAAAAGAUGAAAUCCAGUGUC